AUUAGCUCCCCAGUGGGGAUUUCCAUGGGAUGCCCGUUUAUUGUCUUCACGAUUGUCACUAUUUUUACCGCACAGCUCUGCGCGGCCUAAACGUCUGCACCUCUGUCUCGCCUUUAUACGCUUGAUGGCCUCUUGAGCAAGCUGACAGAAUGCCUACCCAAGUCCGAAUAUUUGCUAUGCCAAAGUCCCUGGGUGAGACUCUGGCAUCAACGACAUCUACUGCCUCUAUCACUUCUACUACUUCUACACCUACGUCACUACCUAAGCCUGCAGAACCCGUCAACGGCAAGACUCCAAGUCUUAAAGUGCCACCCAACAUGUCUGUAGGAAUGGCCAUACCUGAGGAGUCGAAGGACGGCGGCAUCACAUUUGCUGGCCAGGAUGAUCUACCCAAGUUACCCAUCCCUGAACUCGGCAGCUCUUGUCGGAAAUAUCUCGCUGCCCUGCGGCCUUUACAGGGACCUCGCGAGCAUGCAGAGACAAGGCUGGCAGUUGAGGAGUUCUUGAAGUCAGAUGGCCCAGACCUUCAAGAAAAACUUCAGAAAUAUGCGCUCGGGAAGAGCAGCUUCAUAGAGCAAUUCUGGUACGACUCAUACCUGAAUUUCGAUAAUCCUGUUGUUCUGAAUCUGAACCCGUUCUUCUUAUUAGAAGAUGACCCAACACCUGAAAGAAACAAUCAGGUAACCCGCGCAGCAUCACUUGUAGUCUCAGCACUAGAAUUCGUUCGGGCGGUGCGCCGAGAGGAACUGCCCCCAGACAAGAUUAGGGGGAAGCCUCUUUGUAUGUACCAGUAUUCGCGACUUUUCGGAACGGCCCGCGUACCUACAAAUCAUGGCUGUCAAAUCGAACAAGAUCCCGACUCGAAGCAUAUCGUUGUGCUUUGCCAUGGUCAAUUUUACUGGUUUGACGUGCUCGACGAUAACUCCGAUUUAAUCAUGAGUGAGCGAGACCUUGCUAUCAAUCUGCAGACUAUUGUCGAUGAUGCAGUCCAAACCCCGAUCCAGGAGGCUGCCAAGGGGGCACUCGGAAUCCUCAGUACGGAAAACAGAAAGAUCUGGUCUGGUUUAAGGGAGGUAUUAACGAGGGAGGAGCACUCCAAUAAUGCAGACUGCCUUGGAAUUGUGGAUUCUGCUCUCUUCGUACUCUGUUUAGACUAUACUGAACCUGCAACGGCAGCCGAGCUAUGCCAAAAUAUGCUUUGCGGUACAAAUGAGGUGGUAAAGGGUGUCCAAAUCGGGACAUGUAUCAAUAGAUGGUACGACAAGCUUCAGAUUAUCGUCUGCAAGAACGGCAGUGCAGGAAUCAACUUUGAACACACUGGUGUCGACGGCCAUACAGUGCUCCGCUUCGCCAGUGAUGUUUACACAGACACCAUUCUCCGAUUCGCCAGAUCGAUCAAUGGGCAGGCGCCGAGCCUGUGGAAAACUACCAGCCCAGAUCCUUCGAAACGAGAUCCCGAGAGCUUCGGGGACGUCAACACCACCCCUCACAAGCUUGAGUGGGACAUGAUACCGGAGCUUAACGUUGCGGUACGGUUCGCCGAGACGCGACUGGCUGACUUGAUUAGUCAGAACGAGUUUGAGUGCUUGGACUUCAGUGGUUAUGGCAAGAAUUUCAUUACGUCAAUGGGAUUCUCGCCCGACGCAUUCGUACAGAUGGCAUUCCAAGCUGCCUAUUACGGACUUUAUGGAAGGGUAGAAUGCACAUAUGAACCCGCCAUGACCAAGGCCUACCUUCACGGCCGAACUGAGGCUAUUCGUUCCGUGACAGAUGAAUCCGUCAACUUUGUCCAAACCUUCUGGGCUGACAAUCCCGCCGAGACCAAGGUUGAUGCACUUCGGAAAGCGUGUGAGCAGCAUGUGAGCAGCACCAGACUAUGUGCCAAGGCCGAAGGGUGUGAUCGCCACCUGUACGCACUAUUCUGCCUAUGGCAAAGAUAUGUAGAUGAACAGACCAGCCCUGGGCCAAGCAGCGAUGGAUAUUCAAGCCCUACAGAUAACGGCUCCGCCCUUAACUCCGUCGUAGGAAGCCCCCGCAGCGACUCCAUAUCCUCGAUGGAUAUGGAAGUGCGGUCGCACCGCCGAGUCGACAGCACAGGGUCCAACUCCCGGGCGCGAGAUCUCCACCCUGUGCCGGCCAUAUUUGCCGACCCAGGCUGGGACAGGCUGAACACGACAAUCCUGUCAACAUCGAAUUGCGGGAACCCGUCACUGCGACAAUUCGGCUUUGGCCCUACAUCUGGAGAUGGUUUUGGCAUAGGUUAUAUCAUCAAGGACGAAGGCAUCAACAUCUGCGUCUCGAGCAAACAUCGGCAGACCAAGCGUUUUAUUGAUACGCUUGAGAGUUACCUGCUUGAAAUCCGCCGCAUAUUACGCAUUACGGGCCGGAAGGCGGCCAGCGCCAAGCAGACGCGAGCCCGUGAGAUCGAUCCAUCUAAGAUGAAGACCAGUAACAGGCUCAAGGCCCGCGGACGUAUGAUCACGGGAUUAGACAAUAACGCCAUGCGCUUACGGUUAGCGAACGGGUCGUCCACCGGGACACGGUCGCCGACUGAAGAGAGUAUGUUGAUGAGCGAUGACGAAUUAGGUGGAUAUGGCUUCUUCGACGCUGGAAUGCUCCUCCAGGCGCUCAAGGCCCGUGGCGAAGCUUUUGAUAACGGCGAGGCGAAACCCUCGGAGCGCGCAAGGAGGAGGGAUAUAGGCAAAAAACUACGGCUCGCUGAAUAUUAAUAUGAAUAGGUUGGGCUGUAACUAGGGCUUUGGCUGAUUGGUUUGUAGGGGUACGGAAUGGAGAACUCGACGGUUUUAUUUAUUCAUUGUAAUAGCUUGAGCGAGAUACCAUGAGAUAUCUAGAUGAUGAAUGAUGGGAUGAUUUGUAUGAUUAGGGAGUUUCGAUUGUAUGAAUUGACGAUAUAUUAUUUGAUCUUGGGCUAUGUAGAUUGAAGAUAAUGUUACUUACUGGUGAAGAAGGAUGCUCGGUAUUGAGAUAUCUAUUACUUACUGGUGAAGAAGGAUGCUCGGUAUUGAGAUAUCUAUUUUGAUCUAAUGGGCUCUCCGCAUUUCAUGCAAUUUUCACACAUAUAUACAAUAAGACAUAUAGGCCAUAUUGAAGUGAGGCUAUUCAGCUCGGACUCAUUUGAGACGUGUUGACUGAUCUCGGAGGUUAGGAAGGCCGGCGCAAUUGUAUCACUUUCGAAUCACUGUAGCAUAUAUAGGGC
Xylaria bambusicola is the source of this 3217-nucleotide messenger RNA. Its product is annotated as Choline/Carnitine o-acyltransferase-domain-containing protein. The transcript is spliced from 3 exons. Bases 150 to 2729 code for a protein of 859 amino acids. NCBI's taxonomy places the organism in Eukaryota, Fungi, Ascomycota, Sordariomycetes, Xylariales, Xylariaceae. Gene Ontology annotation, cellular component: mitochondrion. The record is from RefSeq and is a predicted model, not a curated record. Gene Ontology annotation, biological process: carnitine metabolic process. Gene Ontology annotation, molecular function: carnitine O-acetyltransferase activity.